AUGGAGCACGCUACACGACGAGCGAUUCUCAAUAGCCCACUUUAUUUAAUGGAAUUCAAGCACCUUGGUGUUAUCGGCCUUCUCAAAGAUGUACUUGUGACUCGUAACAUAGAUUUAGAGUACGGCCAAGAACCUUCGCGGCUCUUAUGUUCGCUUGUACGGCUAUAUAUGCUUCGUCCAGACAGAUCCAUCGUCCAUGAAAUACUCUCCGCAAGGGGCUUUGCAUAUGCAACAGCCUUCGCAGCCAUUCACGUCCGCAGCUACUGGUCCUCUCUGGACAUUCACAAGGCUCUGACACCUCUACUAAACAACUAUACUAAAAUCCGCGUCUCCGGCCUGAAGACGCUAGGUCUACAAGGACACGUUCCCCUCGACGUUUUUGUUGAAGCCCUCCUGCAUCAGCCUUCCACCUUAUCUACAUGCAGUGGAACCUUCGCACCUAUGGGCUGCCUCCGCCUUCCCCUCCUGACGAAGCGGGAACUCUUCGAACUCUCUGGGAAGCUGCGUCCAUUCAGUGAAGAGCUGCAAGAGAUGUUAAGAGAGAAAGCAGCAGAGAAUGGUUCACAUGCAGAAAUGAAUGUUGUCAGUUGA
Messenger RNA from Giardia duodenalis, 591 nucleotides. Its product is annotated as putative PRP38 family protein. The transcript has a single exon. The record is from RefSeq and is a predicted model, not a curated record. The coding region runs from base 1 to 591 and encodes 196 amino acids. NCBI's taxonomy places the organism in Eukaryota, Fornicata, Diplomonadida, Hexamitidae.